AUGGCGGACACCAUUUCGAUCCUGGUUGCCACAGACAACCAUGUGGGAGCCCACGAACGAGAUCCGAUCCGUGGCGACGACUCCUGGAAGACGUUUCAUGAAAUCAUGUGUCUGGCAAAAGAACGAGACGUCGACAUGGUGCUUCUUGCCGGGGAUCUGUUUCAUGAAAACAAACCGUCGCGGAAGUCCAUGUACAAUGUCAUGCGCUCGUUACGGCUAAACUGCCUGGGAGACAAACCCUGCGAGCUCGAAAUGCUCAGCGAUGAAUCAGAGCACUUUGACGCCACGUUUGAUCACGUCAACUACGAAGACCCAAAUAUCAAUGUCGGGAUUCCCGUCUUCUCCAUCCACGGUAACCAUGAUGAUCCUACCGGAGAUGGCCACUAUGCCGCGCUGGACCUGCUCGCUGUCUCGGGUCUCAUCAACUACUACGGCAGAACUCCCCAAAGUGACAACAUUGAGGUCAAGCCGGUCCUGAUCCAAAAGGGUAGCACGAAGCUCGCAUUGUAUGGCCUCUCCAAUGUACGGGACGAGAGAAUCUAUCGCACGUUUCGUAACGGCAAGGUCCAGUUCCACCGACCGAGCACGCAGAUGAGUGAUUGGUACAACCUAAUAUGCGUCCACCAGAACCACCACGCCUACACAGAGACAUCCUAUCUUCCUGAAAACUUCUUACCAGACUUCCUCGACUUGGUGGUUUGGGGCCACGAACACGAGUGUCUCAUCGAGCCUCGCGAGAACCCGGAAAUGAAUUUCCAGGUCAUGCAGCCAGGUUCAUCAAUCGCCACUUCCCUCAUUCCCGGUGAAGCGGUUGCAAAGCAUGUUGCAAUCGUCACAAUCACGGGCCGAGAGAUGAAAUCCGAGCCGAUUCGACUAAAGACUGUGCGUCCAUUCGUUUACAAAGACCUGGUUCUCAGCACCGACAAGGAGGCCGUGAGGAUCGCCAAGCGUAAGGAGGAGCAUCGGCCGGAACUCACUAGAUACCUGAUCAGUAUUGUUGAGGGACUGAUUGAACAGGCAAAGGCCGAAUGGCACGAGGCACAAACGGAAAGACAAGCCGAGGACGAGGAGGAGGAUCCAGAAGAAUGUCCCCUACCGUUGGUCCGACUUCGCGUCGAGACGACACCUGCCGACGGGGUGGGCAAAUUUGACGUAGAGAACCCACAACGGUUUUCCAACCGGUUCAUUGACAAAGUUGCCAACACGUCUGAUGUUGUCCAAUUCCACGUCAAAAAGAGGAAUGCAGCAGCUCGCAAAGCUCGAGACGCAGAAGCGGAUCGAGAGGUCAUGGCCAAAUUCCAGGGAAUGGAGAACAUCAAGGUUGAAAAACUGGUCCGGGAGUUCCUCCAAGCGCAGUCUCUGACGAUCCUACCCCAGAACUACUUUGGCGACGCGGUGACUCAGUAUGUGGAAAAGGACGAUAAACAUGCCAUGGAGAUGUUUGUGAAUGAAUCCCUGGCCGAUCAGAUCAAGAACCUGGUCAAGAUGCAAGCUGAUGCAAACGAAGACGAGGACGACGAGGAUCUUGCCGCGCAGAUCAACGAGCAACGAGCGAAGAUGGAAGAAAUGUUUGCUAAAGGCAUGCUCAAGGUCUCUACCAACAAAGCCCGCUUCAGGCGGAAACCAGAUGAUUGGGACAGCGAUCUGGGAGGCCACUGGGAAGAACAGCCUGCUGCGCUGCUUCGCUCGUCCGAGGAACCGGAAGACAACGAGGACGAAGAAGAAGAAGACGACGACGACGUGACGCCCGCCCCUCGUAGCACUGCCACCAGCCGAGGAAGAGGCAGAGCUAGAGGUAGAGGUGGCAGAGCAGGCGCAGCUACAGCGUCGACCCGGAAACCCACCACCACAUCCAAGAAACCUGCGGCGACCAGCGGCCGAGGGCGCAAGAAAAUCGUUCUUGACGAAGACGAAGACGAAGACAUUCUCAUGCUCGACGACGACGAGGAGGCAGAAGAAGACAACUCACAAGCUCUCUUCUUCCCCGACAAGCGCAAAACCGCCACGAGCACAAACACUCGAGGCCGCACCACGACACCCGCGUCAUCAAGUGCCAGGGCAAGGAAGGCCGUCUCGCCAGCGACGAAGAAGCCUCCUGCUCGUACCGCGGCGACGAGGACGAAACAGGCGACCUUGAACUUCACCAACUCGCAGAACAGCAUCCUGGGGAAUGGACGAGGCACGGGAAGGAGUCAAAGCUACGACAUUGAGGACGAGGACGACGACGAGGACGACGACGCCUUUGAAGUGGCUCCUGCCGCGAGGAAGAGACGGUAA
Messenger RNA from Capronia epimyces CBS 606.96, 2277 nucleotides. Its product is annotated as double-strand break repair protein MRE11. The record is from RefSeq and is a predicted model, not a curated record. Bases 1 to 2277 code for a protein of 758 amino acids. Gene Ontology annotation, molecular function: DNA endonuclease activity; 3'-5'-DNA exonuclease activity; manganese ion binding. The transcript has a single exon. NCBI's taxonomy places the organism in Eukaryota, Fungi, Ascomycota, Eurotiomycetes, Chaetothyriales, Herpotrichiellaceae. Gene Ontology annotation, cellular component: nucleus; Mre11 complex. Gene Ontology annotation, biological process: meiotic DNA double-strand break formation; mitochondrial double-strand break repair via homologous recombination; mitotic G2 DNA damage checkpoint signaling.